GUUUUCAAUGCCCGGACCAUACAGCUUUCUGCUGUUGCCAUGGCUACAGUGCAACAGCAGUACGGAGAGCAACGGAGUCCAAAAAGGUCCGAACCAAAACGCCUAUUUCCUCGUUCACACAGGAAGUCUCUCUUUUAUAACGGCGGCGCAUUGAUUUCUCCCCACAACAAUAAAAGAGACGCGCUUUCAGGAGAUCAUUGAGGCGUUAGAGAAGCAAACGGCUGGUGAAAAACCCCUGGGUUGUGAAGAGGAGCGGCUGGUGGCGAUGCUUACGGUCGCACAGAUUAUUCCGGGAGCGCCUCCGGUGCCCGGAGAGCCAAGAGAAGGAGCUCCGGGGAGUCACCGGGGGACAGCCAGGGCCUGCGCUCCUCGGGGAGGCAGAUCAACGUCCGGGUGAAGCGCACCAACAAUCCGCCACCUGGACAGGUGCGCUGCGGAGUCCAAUUUUAUCCGUGUCAUCAAACGCACCACAAAACAUGUGUUUUAAUCCCAGUAACCACUGUGAGCCUCGUGGUCAUAAUUCUGACACAUUUUAGGGUUUCUGCAUCAGACAGCACACCCCUUUAUAGAUGGAUUUAAAGUCACAGACCCACUCAGUUUCUUCAGAUGUUUUAAGGACUGGUUGCUCACCAGACUGAGAUCUACCACUACGACAGAAGUCACAAAGACGGCUAUGAGACCUUUGCCUCCUGGAAGAAGGUGUGGACCAGCAAUGGAAAGAGCGAACCCAGCCUUAAGGCCUUCAUGGCAGACCAGCUGCUGCCCUUCUGGGUUCAGUGCACCAAGCCGGACUGCAGGAAGUGGCGUCAGCUGACCAAGGACAUCCAGCUCACCGCCUCACUGGCAGCAACGUAUCGCUGCGGGAUGAAGCUCGGCAACGUCAAGAGCGAGGGACCCGACCACUGCUCCCAGCCAGAGGACUCGAGAGUGUCCGAGGUGACGGACAGCUGGUGGCAUUCGAUGCUGAUUCUGCCACCGCUGCUGAAGGAGAGCCCGGCCAGCCCCUUCCUGGCCGCCUACUACCCGGACUGCGUGGGGAUGAGUCCAUCUGGCUCGCCCGGCAGCGUGUCGCUGGCUGAGCUGAGGGCGGAUCCCUGCAGAGCCGUGCAGCCGCAGAUUCCAGGCCUGUGCCCAUACUUCCAGCCCUUCUACCAGCCCAACGAGUGCGGCAAGGCCCUGUGCGUGCGGCCGGACAUGAUGGAGCUGGACGAGCUUUACGAGUUCCCAGAGUUUUCCCGCGACCCCACCAUGUACCUGGCCCUGCGUAACCUGAUCCUGGCAUCCUGGCACAGGAAGUGCACGGAGGUGCUGACGGCUCAGAGGUGUGCGCAGCACAUCGUGGUUCGGGGGCUGGUGCGUGUGCGCUGCGUGCAGGAGCUAGACCGGGUGCUCCGCUUCAUGACCAGGAAGGGGCUCAUCAACACCGGCGUGCUGGCUGUGGAGCGGCCGCUGCUGUCGGAGCGGAAGGCCGUCGUGGUCGUGGGCGCCGGUGCGUCGGGACUAGCUGCGGCACGCCAGCUGCACAACUUCGGCUUCCAGGUGGUGGUGCUGGAGGCCAGGGACAGAAUCGGCGGCUGGGUGUGGGACGACGCGUCCCUGGGGCUCACCGUGGUUCGGGGAGCCCAGUUGUCAACGGAUGCGUCAACAACCCGAUCGCCCUGAUGUGUGAGCAGAUGGGCCUGAAAAUGCACAAGCUGGGGGAGCGCUGUGACCUCUUCCAGGAGGGCGGGCAGGUGGCCGACCCAGCCAUCGACAAACGCAUGGACUUCCACUUCAACGCCAUCCUGGAUGUGGUGUCCGAAUGGAGGAAGGACAAGUCUCAAAGCCAGGACAGGCCGCUGGGAGAAAAGGUUCAGGAAGUAAAGAAGAACUUUCUGCAGGAGUCUGGGAUCCAGUUCAGUGCGCUGGAGGAGAAAGUCCUUCAAUUUCAUCUCAGUAAUCUGGAGUACGCCUGUGGCAGCACCCUGGACCAGGUCUGGAAGGCCUCCUCUGCUCAGGGGUCAGACAGAUGCUCUUUAUUUGAUCUGCUCAAACCGGUUUCGGCCCGGUCCUGGGACCACAACGAGUUCUUUGCCCAGUUCUCGGGAGACCACACCCUGCUGACCAGGGGCUACUCGGUUCUUCUCAACAAACUGGCCGAGGGCCUGGAGAUCCACAGGAACUGUCCGGUCCAGACGGUCGAUUACUCGGGGGACCUCGUGAAA
Messenger RNA from Menidia menidia (Atlantic silverside), 2204 nucleotides. The record is from the annotation of a GenBank genome assembly. Lineage: Eukaryota; Metazoa; Chordata; Actinopteri; Atheriniformes; Atherinopsidae.